Molecule: messenger RNA, 1164 nt
Organism: Desarmillaria tabescens
Lineage: Eukaryota; Fungi; Basidiomycota; Agaricomycetes; Agaricales; Physalacriaceae
Exons: 4
Coding region: 272-1045 (257 amino acids)
Source: RefSeq, a predicted model, not a curated record
CCCACCGUUUUGGGCGCCCUUCGAUCGAUCGUGGUAUACUGCCAGGAGUGGCAGGAUAGCGAACAAAGACUUUUGGCGCUCGCUAAACCUUUGUCUUUAUUCUCUCGGAUUUGAAAUCGUCGAUCAUUGAUGAUGGUUUCGAGACAAACUAACCACUCGUGUGUCAAUACUCGAUUUUUCCCUUUAAAAUGAAGCAUUAUUAUGGUCUACCUCCGAACGACUGGUUCUCUGUUCCCUGAUCUAUAACUACCGCGGCACCUUUUUACCUCACAUGGGGAGUCGUCAUGAUGUUUCCAGUCCUGAUGCCACUUGCAAAGCAGACAUCUGGGAGCCUGCGCCACCAUUAAGAAACCCGUGGUCGGCAUGCGACGAACUCGAGAGUCUAUCUUUCCGUUACGCCCCCGUCCCCGCCGAUUCGGAACCCUAUCUCGGGACACUCGCGAACGAUAUUAAGCGCGAAAUGGCUACUCUGAAUGAUAUGUUGCUAAAAUACAAAGCUGUUGCAGCCUCCCAGGAGGAUGAUGAUGACGAGGAGGAGGAGGAAGAAGACGACUAUGAUCCCUUCGAACUAGACUAUAGCUACCCGGACUCAGAGCCAGCUGCUACAACGGUUCUUCCAAUGGACGAAUUCUGGGAUCUCGUGGACGACAUCCGGGAUAAAAACCGCCACGCCCCAGGUGUCAUGUCCCCUCUGAACCCUCUCCGAGCCAAAGCUCCUCCGGAUUUUUGGUGGGAGAGUGGGGCGUUGUCACCUUUACCGGAGAAGAGGAAAUAUCACUGGAAUAUCGAGAGGGUGCAUGUGAAUGAGACGUUAGCUAUCCCCAGUCCGCUUUUCCGUCGGUAUACGUUCAUUAAGCAGUGUAGAAGUUGUUGGCAGAGUCGGUUCGAGCAGUCGAGUUUGCAGAGGUAUAUCCAGGGUAGGAAUCUUCGUGCGAAGUAUCUGAAAUGCGUUGGGCGUAGGGACGAGCCUGAGGGACGAGAGAGAGGAUAUGGGGUUUCUGUUGCUGAGAGCCCACUUAUGCACUUGGUACAAAUGGGCACGUAGCACAAAGCAUGAUAGUUUGUGUUUUUAUUCUUAUACAUUAUAAUUAUUUACCUCGCAGUUUUGCGUAGAGUACAGAUGCCUUGCCAGGUGGCAUAACAAAUAUAGUGAGGGAUCUGGUG